Molecule: messenger RNA, 2246 nt
Organism: Leptidea sinapis
Lineage: Eukaryota; Metazoa; Arthropoda; Insecta; Lepidoptera; Pieridae
Product: forkhead box protein E1-like
Exons: 11
Coding region: 320-1597 (425 amino acids)
Biological process (GO): regulation of transcription by RNA polymerase II; cell differentiation; anatomical structure morphogenesis
Molecular function (GO): DNA-binding transcription factor activity, RNA polymerase II-specific; RNA polymerase II cis-regulatory region sequence-specific DNA binding
Source: RefSeq, a predicted model, not a curated record
GUCGUUCUCUAGCGCUCUACCUUUCAUGUGCGACUCUCGGCGUGAGUGCACGUCCGCCCGCCCUACAUUGCAAUACGACUUGGAUACUUUUGGGAUAUCGCAUGUGUGUGCAAUCCUAAAAACUUUUUGAAUGACAAUACCGAACUUGUUUGUGUAAAUAAAUACGUGUUGAAGUGAACUUUGUUUGAAUUAUCAAGAGGAUUCUAUAUUGUGCUCUUAAUAACUUGUCAAACUGGUUACUCGCAGUGCAGAUGGAUCGGACUCUCAAUCCGAAAUCAUUUCUCCCCUAACCGGAGACGUGGGAUUUGAAGACGACGAUAUGAUGAACGAUCUAUCAGCCAGUUCUUACGCAGCUGACGCCAGAAGAAUGCAGUUGUUCUCGCAUACACAUCCUAGUCAUCGGGAGCUGUCAAUCCAUGCUGUCUCCACUCAUGAAUUGCUGAAGCCGAAAGAGGAGCCUCAUUACAGCCUGGCCUCGCCUGAACAAUGCACCGUCAAUUUAUCUCAUAUGAAUAAACGGGUGGCUAGAUCCAGUCCGUGCAGCCACUUUGAAAGAGGGAAUUCAAGUUUGGUCAGCAGAGUGAAAACAGCUCCUGUUGUCACUACAUCUCUGGCGGAAACCAUCAGCAGCAGUGAGCCAAAGCCGGAAGCAACAUCAAGCUCUAAUGCAGACAAAUCUCCGAAUUCGCAAGAGACGACAAAACCCCCAUAUUCAUAUGUUGCACUCAUUACAAUGGCUAUACAGAAUAGCGAAACAAAGAAAGCUACACUGAGUGAAAUAUACGCGUAUAUAACGAAGGAGUUUCCAUACUUUCAAAAAAAUAAAAAAGGUUGGCAGAAUUCUAUUCGGCACAACUUGAGUCUCAACGAGUGUUUCAUUAAAGUUGCACGGGAGGGUGGGGGUGAACGCAAAGGAAACUAUUGGACACUUGAUCCACAAUGCGGGGAUAUGUUUGAGAACGGAAACUUUAGAAGGCGACGCCGCAUGAAGAGACCUUUCCGGGGGGCUCCGUACGCUAAAGGGUUAUAUGGCGACGGAUAUCAUACCGGACCGAUGGGUCAAGUUCAUGGACCAUCGUUGUCCAUCUCUGCCAACUAUUUUGGACCUGGAACAUACUCCACAUCAUAUCCCCAUUUUGAACCGAGCUGGUUGGGUCAGCCGUCCACAAGUCUUGGGUACAGUGGUGCUUGUCCAGCACACACAAACCUACAGCACCAAGCCACUCCAUUCGGCUCUUACAUAACACAACAGCUACAAGAACAUUUGCAGAGUCCUUUGCAGCCAAUACCCAUAUCGAUGAAUACACCAUACCCGAUGGGAUUUUCGAGCUUUGAAACAUCACCAAACUCUGCGCCAGGGUAUGCAACGCCCGCCGAUGGGCAUCAAGGACAUCACGACAACGUGAGUGCUAGCGAAGCUGCUCACUACUGGGCUACAGAUUCCAACGCAAGCCAUUCCAGAGCUUAUGAGCAUCCAAACAACAUACGAUCACCACACGAUGAAGGCAUAGAUAUGGCUGAAAACACUGCUCGCUAUCUCCUGUGGCCCGAAGUAAAAGAAGAUAAUUCAUUAAGCUUCGCUCCAGUUGACCCAUAAAUUGGAAAUGAAAGGCGGCAAAAAUAAUGAGGAAUAGCUUCAUACGACCUCAACCGGCGUGCAAAACCAAAAUAUCCCACCGAAAUUUUGUGUAACAUCAGCUUAUUUUGGUCGAGGCACUUGCAUCGUGAUCUCAUCGAAUGUUUAUUUGACUCAAAUUUAAAAAAAAAAUAGCGUCUCAAUUUUCUACUUCAAAAUUGUUAUACAUUAACUAAUUAACGAUCUUUAUAACCUAAACAUAUGAUCGGAUUUGGUCCGGCCGAACCAACUUCGCGGUCCGGUCUUUUCGAUGGUACGUAACAUUGUCCAUCGCAUAAAAUUAUUGUUAUUGACCGUACCGAGUAUGACGCAAGACUAAUUGGUGCGAGGCGCCCAUCGGACCUUCCGAUGGGCCGGCCGUACAAAAUCCAACAAUAUGUUUAGACUAUUACAAUAAUUAAUAAUUUUUUUGAUUCAUUGUUUGCAUGCCGUCAUCACAGAUUUUUGUCUAAGCAGUUUCCCUUCAUUGACAAAAUAAUAACGUGUACAUAAUUAUUAUACUAUAAUACCAAUAAUGUCAUUUUUAUUAUUUAAAUAUUGUUUCAACAACAUGAAACUAAAAUUGGAUGUGAAAUUGUAUAACUUUUUAAUAUAUUAUUCCAAUUAAUAA